Messenger RNA from Erpetoichthys calabaricus (reedfish), 1044 nucleotides. It is a transcript of the gene imp4, whose product is annotated as IMP U3 small nucleolar ribonucleoprotein 4. The transcript is spliced from 9 exons. The record is from RefSeq and is a predicted model, not a curated record. Gene Ontology annotation, biological process: rRNA processing. Gene Ontology annotation, molecular function: rRNA primary transcript binding; snoRNA binding. Gene Ontology annotation, cellular component: Mpp10 complex; small-subunit processome; nucleolus. NCBI's taxonomy places the organism in Eukaryota, Metazoa, Chordata, Cladistia, Polypteriformes, Polypteridae. Bases 129 to 1004 code for a protein of 291 amino acids.
CCAGGAGGGGCGGGUCCUUUGUUAGCAACGCUGUCGUUCAUUGGUUAAUUGAGUAGACCAAUGGGAUCGCUACAAGGAACACGGUGAAAAGGAGGCCGCGUGUUUAUAGCGUGAGAGCGUCAAUAGAGAUGCUGAGGCGAGAAGCUCGACUUCGAAGAGAGUACCUUUACAGAAAGGCUCAGGAGGAUAAAACCCUCUCUAUUGAGGAGAAAAAACAGAAGCUCAAGAAGGCUUUAGAUGAGAAUCACCUGAUCCCAACAGAAGUUCGGAAAGAUGCUAUUGAGCUUCAGAAAUUUAUUGAAUAUGAUGAUGAAGGGGGUGAAGGAGUUAGUUCCCACAUAGAUGAUGAGUACAAAUGGGCUGGAGUAGAGGACCCAAAAAUCAUGAUAACCACAUCUCGAGAACCCAGCUCUCGGUUAAAGAUGUUUGCUAAGGAAGUGAAGCUGAUUUUUCCCAAUUCUCAGCGUAUGAACAGAGGAAAACAUGAAGUAGGAGCUUUGGUGCAGGCUUGUAAAGCUAAUGAUGUUACAGACCUAAUCAUCAUGCAUGAACAUAGGGGUCAGCCAGAUGGAAUGAUAGUCUGCCAUCUACCGUUUGGUCCCACUGCAUAUUUUACUCUGUAUAAUGUAGUAAUGAGGCAUGAUAUUCCUGAUAUCGGAACUAUGUCAGAGGCAUAUCCACAUCUUAUCUUCCACAAUUUUACAUCUCGCCUCGGUCGAAGGGUGUCUGGCAUCUUGAAGUAUCUUUUUCCAGUUCCUAAAGAUGAAAGCAGACGGGUUAUUACAUUUGCAAAUCAGGAUGAUUUUAUAUCUUUCAGGCACAAUACAUAUAAGAAGAAAGAUCAUAAAAACAUUGAGCUGACAGAAGUGGGGCCAAGGUUUGAGAUGAAGUUGUAUAUGAUAAAAUUGGGAACACUGGAAAAUGAAAACACAGCAGAUGUAGAAUGGCGUCUUCAUGCCUAUACCCACACUGCAAGAAAACGAAAGCACCUCAGUGUGGAAUAAAAAAGUGACUGUAGCUGUAAGCUAAUCCAAUAAAUCCAAA